UGUGUCAACGGACGCCAAACCUGAUUCAAAUACAGCAGAAUCUCCACCUGCGGAGUGAGUGGGGAAAGAGAGAGAAUUGUUUGUGAGGAACUUCGUCUGUUCGAUAAGUUCUCUGCUCCUACACUAUGUUUUUUGUUGUCCAAAUCCAAUCAGCUUUCUUUCUCUCUCUGUAUUCUCGGCGAGAGAAGAGGAAGUAGAGGAGUAGAAGAAACAAAUGUCUCUCUGCUUAUUAUACUCUUCAGGACAAGAUUUCCUUUACGAAUCUUUCAAAAGAUUUAACUGUAAUGGAGUUGCUCCAAUUGUUUCUCCUAUGAAUUCAGGGUUUGUUUGAAAUGAAUUUUAGGGUUUUUUUUUUUUCGUUUUUUCUGUACUAUGUUUCGGACCACCUGUGACCUUCUUGUACUAGGGUUCUUCCACGAGUGAUUCAUUCGGUAAGUGGUCUUUUCUUGAUCCCACUUUUAUUUCUUCAAGAUUGAUCGAUCAUUCAAUGGGUUGGUUUCUGAUCGGCCACUUUUUGUUGAAGGUGUGAUAAAUUUUGGAGUUUUACAUUUUUUUUUUUUUUUUGGUUUCUGUAGCUCAAUUAUUGCCGACAUAUUUGUUGGGUUCUUAAUGGUGAGGGAAAAUUGGGGGUAUUUGGAGUCACUUUGAUUAUUGCAACUCUCAGCUGUGACUUUACUGAUGAGAGUAACUGUUUUGUCUUCGAAUUGUCUAUUGUUGCUAUAAAUUAUUCCAUGUGGUUCUGUUUUAUUAUAUGCUUUGGUUCGUCUUUUCCUGUUUCCAAGGGACGGUUUGUGGAAAAUUAGUUUAUCUAGUGUAGUACAUUAUGGCAUGUAUUGGUACGGGAAUGGAUGUAAGCCCAUCUAGUUGUUCUUCUUUUUGACAUUCAGUCCCGCGAAACCAUUAAAUGCUUCAACCUCUGCUAGGAUUUGGAAUUUGGUUCUCCAUCAUAGGUUUAUCUGUAGCUUCUAAAUAUAGCUUCUAUCAUAGGACUCUCUUCAGGCCAGCUCUUAAGUUCUUACUGAGCUACCUGUUUGGCAUGGUUUCCUGUUGACUAAAUUGAUUGAACUAACUUAAUGUGGUUAGGUAGUUGAGUGUUGUCUAGCUGGAUAACUCCUGAAGCUCAUCCUGGAGCUGGAGAGUGGAUAUCGGUGUAUUUGAAUUUUUAUUAAUAAAUAUAUGAGGUUUCACAAUAUAACAUCAGCAUUUGGAUUUUGUAAUGAUCAGAUUAUAUUUUGUGCUGCUGGGCUAAUAUUCUGUGCAAAAGCAUCUGAGCUGAAGGUGGGCAAAUGGAGCAGCCUGCUGAUAUUUCAGUCUCAGGUCCUUCCAAAAUUCCAUCAUUUAAUAUUACCCGAAACGUUGGAAGCAGUGCAUGGGGGAUUCCAUCUGGAUCUGAUACAUAUCAUGCGUCAAGUGAUGCCAGCCUUUUCUCAAGCUCCUUACCUGUUCUUCGACAUGAAAAGUUGAACUUUGCAGACUUGGAGCACAGUGGUCAAUCUGCAGAUGACGGAUCAGCUAUCUUAAAUAAACCACAUCAAGAUGAUGAAGGUAAGGAUUCUCUGGAAGAUGAUGGGCCAAAUGCAAUUGGUAGCCUUCUUCCUGAUGAUGAGGAUGAGCUUUUAGCUGGUAUAAUGGAUGAUUUUGAUCUGAGUGACCUGCCUAGUCAACUAGAGGACUUGGAUGAGUAUGAUCUUUUUGGCAGUGGAGGGGGUAUGGAAAUGGACUUUGAUCUGCAGGAGAGCAUCACUGCGAGUAUGUCAAAGGCAGCCAUAUCUGAUGGUGGUUCUAUUAAUGGGAAUAGUCAGUAUGGUAUUCCAAAUGGUGGUGGAGCGGUUGCCGGGGAGCACCCCUAUGGAGAACAUCCUUCUAGAACAUUAUUCGUGCGGAACAUCAAUAGUAAUGUUGAGGAUUCGGAAUUGAGAACUCUCUUUGAGCAAUAUGGUGCUAUUAGGACCCUUUACACUGCAUGCAAGCACAGGGGCUUUGUAAUGAUAUCGUACUAUGAUAUCCGAGCUGCUCGGACUGCGAUGCGUGCCUUGCAAAAUAAGCCAUUGCGUCGGAGAAAACUUGACAUUCAUUUUUCAAUUCCAAAGGAUAACCCAUCAGAUAAGGAUAUUAACCAGGGAACUCUUGUAGUCUUUAAUUUGGAUCCUUCUGUGUCAAAUGAUGAUCUCCGUCAAAUAUUUGGGGCUUAUGGGGAGGUUAAAGAGAUCAGGGAGACACCACAUAAGCGGCACCAUAAGUUUAUCGAGUUUUAUGAUGUCAGAGCGGCAGAAGCAGCUCUUCGGUCAUUAAAUAGGAGUGACAUAGCUGGGAAACGUAUAAAGCUCGAACCUAGUCGUCCUGGGGGAGCACGUCGGAACUUGAUGCAGCAACUGAGUCAAGAGUUGGAACAAGAUGAAACUAGGAGUUUCAGGCAUCAAGUGGGUUCACCAAUAGCCAAUUCUCCUCCAAGUAAUUGGGCCCAGCUGAGCAGCCCGGUCGAGCAUAGCCCUUUGGAAACUCUGAGUCGAUCCCCUGGUUUGGGAAGCAUUAGUCCUACGACCAGCAACCAUUUGCCUGGAUUAGCUUCAAUUUUACCUCCUCUGGGAUCAAAUUCUAUGAAGAUAGCACCUAUUGGGAAGGAUCAAGGAAGGGUCGGCCAUGUCAAUCAAGUAUUCAACAGUGCUAGCUCACCUCAUGGAGCUGCCUAUCAGCAUUCCCAUCCAUGUCCAGAGUCAAAGUUGAGCCCAAGUCCUGGGAAUGUGUCUCCUUUUGGUCCUUCAAAUUCUGGUGCAUCUGGUAUUGGAACAUUAUCAGGGCCACAGUUUCUAUGGGGCAGUACUAAUCCUUACUCGGAGCACACGAAUUCUUCUGCCUGGCCAACACCAUCAAUGGGGCAUUCCUAUUCUUCUAAUGGACAGGGACAGAGCUAUCCAUACUCUAGUCGACAUGGCCCUUUUCUUGGUUCAUCAUCCCAUCACCACCAUCAUGUUGGGUCUGCCCCAUCUGGUGUUCCUUUAGAGAGACAUUUUGGAUAUUUCCCAGAAUCGCCGGAAACAUCCUUCUUGAGUCCAGUUGCAUUUGGAGGAAUGGGCUUAAGCCGCAAUGAUGGGGGAUACAUGAUGGGCAUUGGUGGUCGUGUGAAUUCUGGGGUUGGUUUAUCAGGAAACAUAUCCGAAAAUGGUUCCCCCAGUUUCAGGGUGAUGUCCUCACCUAGGAUGGGACCCAUGUUCCUUGGUGGUGGUCCAUAUCCUGGUCUAGGUGUCCCUGGCAUUGAUGGCUUGGCUGAACGGGGGCGGAGUCGGCGGCUUGAAAGCAAUGGAAACCAGAUAGACAGCAAGAAGCAAUUCCAGCUUGACUUGGAUAAGAUUAUUGGUGGUGAAGAUACUCGUACUACUCUAAUGAUAAAAAAUAUCCCGAACAAGUACACCUCAAAGAUGUUGCUAGCUGCCAUUGAUGAACAUCACCGUGGUACCUAUGAUUUCCUCUACUUGCCUAUUGAUUUUAAGAACAAAUGCAAUGUAGGCUAUGCAUUCAUCAAUAUGGUGUCGCCUUCUCUCAUUAUCCCCUUCUAUGAGGCAUUUAAUGGAAAGAAAUGGGAGAAGUUCAACAGUGAGAAAGUUGCUUCUUUGGCCUAUGCUCGAAUUCAGGGAAAGACUGCUCUUGUUACCCACUUCCAGAAUUCUAGCUUGAUGAAUGAGGACAAACGGUGUCGCCCAAUUCUAUUCCAUUCUGAGGGAAAUGAGGGUGAUCAGAUCAUCCAGGAACCCUUUCCAUCCAACACUAUGAAUAUCUGUAUCCGUCAGCCAGAUGGAUCUUAUUUGGGAGAUACACCAGAGAGCCCUACAGAGGGAAUUUUGGGUGAGAAACCAAGUUAGAGUUGAUACCCUUUUUUGGAAGCAGGUUUCUUUUAGCUCAAAUGAGGGAGGGUGGCUGUGAGUUCUAAGUCUUGCGAAGUGAAAUUGUGUAUAAAAUUGGGGAGAGGUAAUUUAAAGAAAAUGUAUAUAGGCAGUAUCCGCUUAUGAAUGCACCUGGAGUAUAUCACAAGAAAUCUUUGGAUGAAUAUGCGGAGCGAGCAAUUUUUUUUUUCUCUUUUUUUUUUAUUUUUUAUUAUUAUUAUUAUUUAUUGUGUAGAAUGAAUUUGAUAUCUAAAGAUGGGAAGACAAUAAGGUGGAGCAUGCAGGUGAAAGGUCAAGUCUCUUCUCUUUGCUACCAAAUGUGUUGUUCGCCAGUUUGUGCAUGAUUUCUGUCCUACCCUUUUGUGUCUUCUUUUCCUUUAGGUCUUGUUGUCAGGGGUCGGGAUUGUGUUAGGUCUUUUGCAAAUAUUCCCCCAUGUUUAUAUGGGUAUGUGUAUGGGAAUUGAAAUCUUAGGGUUGAUCCAAGGGCCUGUUUACAGAAUUGUAUAGAGGUUAUUACAGACCCAACUUUUGUACUGUGCUGGGUGUUGUUCACUUGGAAUUAUGAUAUUUUUGUAUCUAAUGAAGACGUGGGACUGUACAGAUGAUGUUGCAUUUCAGCUA
Messenger RNA from Macadamia integrifolia, 4499 nucleotides. RefSeq names its product protein MEI2-like 5. Gene Ontology annotation, molecular function: RNA binding. NCBI's taxonomy places the organism in Eukaryota, Viridiplantae, Streptophyta, Magnoliopsida, Proteales, Proteaceae. The transcript has 13 exons. The coding region runs from base 1287 to 3857 and encodes 856 amino acids. The record is from RefSeq and is a predicted model, not a curated record.